This is a messenger RNA of Parnassius apollo (apollo), 990 nucleotides long. The record is from the annotation of a GenBank genome assembly. Lineage: Eukaryota; Metazoa; Arthropoda; Insecta; Lepidoptera; Papilionidae.
AUGUCCUAUAUACUGGGUUGGUAUCUGACAUACCGAUACGUUGUGUGGGUUAACCUGGCCUGCAGCAUACUAGGAGUGGCGCUUUUGAUGACGGUAACCGAAAGCCCUGUUUACCUUUUGCGGCAGAACAGAGAAGAGGAUGCUAGACUAGCUAUAGCUCAUUACAGAGGAGAGUCGCCUGCAUCAAAAAUAGUUUUGGAGGAAGUGUCGCGGCUAAAACAACAGAUAACGCCUGCUGUUGAACUAAUAGCAACGAAUAUUGAAGACAACCCUAAAAGAAAAGAAGCGGAGAAGGAAAAACUCAAUACGGAUGAUUUUUCUCCAAAAAUGCAAACGAGAAUGUCGCCUCUCAAAGUACUGUUUUUAUCACCAUCAUCACGUCGAGCAUUCAUCGUGGUGGGAUUAUGCCUUGCUUUGCAGGUCAUGAUGGGCAUGUUACCUGUGCAAGUGUACGCGAAACAGAUUUUUACCCAAGCAGCCCCAAGUCUGUCGUCUCACUUCUGUUCCAUUAUGUUAGGUAUGGUCCUCCUCGUUGGAAGUUUAUCAAGUCUUGUGAUGACUGACAAGUGUGGAAGAAAGUUCCUUUUGAUAAUUUCGUCGAUAUUGGUAGCCCUUUGCCUCAGCUCUAUGGGCAUAUUCAUGCAGACUGAUAUUGUACCACCGUGGGUGACUGCAGUGCUCAUCCUGGUGUACUGUUUCUCUUUCAUGUUUGGAGCCGGUAGCAUACCAUACGUAUUAAUCGCCGAAUGUUUCAUGCCAGAGGUACAAGGUUUAGCGACUGUACUCUUAGGUGAAAUGGUCUGGCUUUUCAACUUCGCCAUCAUUGGAGUCUUCCCUUUUAUGAUCAAAUACAUCGGUAUCCACAGCUCUUUUUACAUAUUCGCUUGCUGCGCCGUCUUUAAUAGUUUCAUUGCCUACUUUCUCGUACCUGAAACUAAAGGUCUCACCAAAGAUCAAAUACAAGAAAAAGUGUUAAGAAGAAAAAAAUAA